Messenger RNA from Microplitis demolitor, 943 nucleotides. RefSeq lists its product as uncharacterized. Lineage: Eukaryota; Metazoa; Arthropoda; Insecta; Hymenoptera; Braconidae. The coding region runs from base 79 to 918 and encodes 279 amino acids. Gene Ontology annotation, molecular function: inositol monophosphate 1-phosphatase activity. Gene Ontology annotation, biological process: signal transduction; phosphatidylinositol phosphate biosynthetic process; inositol metabolic process. The transcript has 6 exons. The record is from RefSeq and is a predicted model, not a curated record.
UCUAAUAAUAGUUCCUAGUGUUUUUAAUAAAAUAGAUAAAAGGAAAAGAGUAAUUGCAGUAACAAGUAGUUAUUUAAAAUGGCUAAACACGAUGAAGAUUUUUACUACGAUAUUGCUAUGAAGCUGACUCUGGAAGCUGGACACGUACUAAAAGGCGUGACAUUUGCUAGAAAAACAGUGACAGAAAAACUAGGUGACUGGGAUCUUGUAACUGAAUAUGAUCGUAAAAUCGAAGAUAUUAUUGUAGGAAAAUUGAAACAGCAAUUUCCUGAUCACAAAUUUAUUGGCGAAGAAUCAACAGGUAAAAAUUUACCAGAGUUAACGGACGAUCCUACAUGGAUAAUUGAUCCGAUAGACGGAACAAUGAAUUUCAUUCAUAAUUUCCCACAAAUUUGUGUCGUCAUUGGACUGUCGAUUAAUAAAGAAAUGAGAAUUGGUAUUGUUUAUAACCCGAUUCUCGAUCAAUUAUUUGCUGCGAGAAAAGGAAGAGGUUCCUUUCUCAAUGGGCGUCCACUAAAAACGUCGACUGUUGAUGAUAUUUCAAAAUCACUUAUUGCUAUCGAACCAGCAUUUAUAAAAGUUGAUGACUUGAGAGAGAAAAUGAUCGAGAGGAUAAAAUUACUUGGAAGUAAAACUCACGGAAUAAGAACAAUUGGUAGCGCAGCAAUUACAUUAUGUCAUAUAGCACUAGGAGCUAUCGAGGGUUAUCAGAUAGAAGGUCCGGGAAUUUCAGCUUGGGAUAUUGCAGCAGCUUCUUUAAUUAUCACCGAAGCUGGGGGUGUUGUUAUUGAUCGCGUGACCGGAAAUGAUGUCAAUAUAAUGAACCCACGUGCUAUUGGUGCUUGUAAUAUCAAAAUAGCUAAAGAUCUUAAGAAAAUGAUCAACGAUGCUGACCGUCAAGUUGAACAACGAAAUUAGUUAUACUUGUAAAUAAUACUCUAAU